AUGGGUGCUGCAAAGAAAUUGUUGAGUGAUAAAAUUUUUCAUAGAUAUAUAUCACCAUCAUCAUCAUCAUUUUCAUUAUCAUCAUUAUCAACAUCACAACAGAACAGAAUGGACACAAUUUUAGUAUUGCACACACAGUGUACAGUUUUAGUUAAAUACAUAAAUAGCAAAAAGCUACAACAACAGCAAGAACAACAAGUUAGGAUUUUAAAUUUUAAAUUACUUAAAACUAAAGAUUUGAUUCAUUAUCCAAAUCAAAAAGUUAAUAUAAUUGGAGUACAGCAGCAACAGCAACAAUACAAUCAUAGAAACGACAAGAAUCAGAGAAAAACCUUUAAUAAUAAUAGUAGUUGUAACAGUAGUGACGCAUCAUCAGAAAUAAUAAGAGCUCAAAACUCUUUAUGUAUUAUUAAUAAUCAACAACCUUCAACAAAUAACAAUAGAAACCACUCUAGAAACCUACAACAACAAAAGAAAUUUAAUAAGAACAGCGUUGAUAAUCUUUCGAAUUUAUUAGAUAAAUCAUAUAUCACUAAGCCAGUCAUUGCAAAGACAACAAUAACGACACCACCAAAAACAUUAUCACCUACACACGACACUGCAGCUGGCGCCGCAAUUGAUGAGGCAUCAAAGGAGGCAGCUGAAUCCAGUUCUGCAACAUCAUCCGAUGUCGCCGAGGUUGCCAAGAAGCAAUCGAGUUCCGCUGCCGAAAUUAACCCAAUCGUAAUGGACGACGAAUCCAUCAAGUUGUAUCUCCCACUUCUUCACGUAACAGCAGAGUUUAUUGAGAAUCAAAUGGAUUCAGAGACACCAGAAUCCGACGAAGACCCAAUCAGCUCAUCAUUUAACGCGGCAUCAUCGCCAAAUAUCUCUGUAUUUCAGUAUCUACGUAGAAUUCUUAAAUAUACCAUGUUUGACGAGGAAAUCUUUGUCAUCACUGUAAUAUAUCUGGAUAGACUCAAAAGACUCAAUCCAAAAUUCCAAUUUAACAACCUCAACAUUCACCGCCUUAUCAUGACAUGUGCUCUACUAUCGUCAAAGUAUCAAAACGAAAAGUCACUGGACAAUCGAUACUAUGCUCAGGUCGGAGGUGUUUCUCUAUCUGAAAUCAACUUUUUAGAGUUAAAGCUGUUGGCUUUUCUCAAUUAUAAUCUAUACAUAGACCGCGAAGAGUUUGAUAAGUACCUUAAAGUUAUCCAAACUGGUGUUGAUGAAUACCGAAGAUCCCAAAGUCCACCUCAGCCAGUCUCCUCACCAUCACCACCCCCAACCAUUCCCACUUCCACCACACCACCCUUACCUACCAACAACAACAACAAUAAUAAUAGUGGUAAUUUAUCUUCACAAUCAAAACCAUUCCGACAAAAGUCAAAUUCCUACCAAACGAAUGGUCAACAACUCAAUAGCUUUGUAAAUACUAUCAACAAAGCUAAGCCAUUCCACCACCCAAAUUAUAAUACCUAUCCUCAACCACAACCAAUAUACUAUAACUAUCAACCCACCUAUCAAAAUGUAGAAUAUCAAAGUUAUGUGUCGAACGGCGCGCAACAACCAUACCAUGUUCAACAACACCCAUCAUACCCAUAUCCAGUAUAUCCCCAACCCACCGUAAUGUAUCAACAACAAGAUUUGACCACACCUCCAAGUGAACCAAACAGUCAUGCUUGGAACUAUUACUAUAGUCAGCCAGUCAGACAACAACCACAAACCUAUAAUCAUGCAAGAUACCCACAAUACCCAAAUUAA
Heterostelium album PN500 is the source of this 1746-nucleotide messenger RNA. RefSeq names its product cyclin-related 2 family protein. Gene Ontology annotation, molecular function: protein kinase binding; cyclin-dependent protein serine/threonine kinase regulator activity. Gene Ontology annotation, cellular component: nucleus; cyclin-dependent protein kinase holoenzyme complex. The record is from RefSeq and is a predicted model, not a curated record. Gene Ontology annotation, biological process: regulation of cyclin-dependent protein serine/threonine kinase activity. Bases 1 to 1746 code for a protein of 581 amino acids. The transcript is spliced from 4 exons. NCBI's taxonomy places the organism in Eukaryota, Evosea, Eumycetozoa, Acytosteliales, Acytosteliaceae.